Messenger RNA from Capronia epimyces CBS 606.96, 1662 nucleotides. RefSeq lists its product as uncharacterized. Gene Ontology annotation, cellular component: endosome. The record is from RefSeq and is a predicted model, not a curated record. Gene Ontology annotation, biological process: retrograde transport, endosome to Golgi; protein retention in Golgi apparatus. Gene Ontology annotation, molecular function: phosphatidylinositol binding. NCBI's taxonomy places the organism in Eukaryota, Fungi, Ascomycota, Eurotiomycetes, Chaetothyriales, Herpotrichiellaceae. The coding region runs from base 1 to 1662 and encodes 553 amino acids. The transcript has 3 exons.
AUGCUGACACCUGCUCCAGGUUCCGUGACACCUGCGAAACCGUCCUCUGGCGGGCCACGUCCCUCCUCGUCGCGAAAGAUACCUGCCCGCAAGAUUGAAGUACAACCUACAAAGCUCGAGGCUGUAGAUGACUCCUUGGAUCCGCUUGGACCCCUAGGUGGUGAUCCUGUGCUUACGACGUCUUCGGUAUCCGCAGACCAGGCUCCGACCCCUCCUCGGAAAGAAAACAAUGCAAGGGUCUCUCGACAGCCAUCCACAACGUUGGCAGGUCUUGCGGGUUCUGAACACGAAGACACCACGUUUCCGGCCGGUAAGGUCAAAGGUCCGCCUCCUGUUCAGCCGCAAAGUGCUACCGGACCAGCACGACAAACACAGCCAAGUAUCAGUGUCGAGCAGGCCGCAAAGCCGACCUUUGACAUCAGCGUUGGAGACCCACACAAGGUUGGCGACCUGACUAGUAGUCAUAUCGUGUAUCAAGUCCGCACAAAGACCUCGUCAAAAGCGUAUAAACAGCCAGAGUUUGCGGUCUCCCGGCGAUAUCGAGAUUUUUUAUGGCUCUACACGUCCCUGCACAACAACAACCCCGGAGUCGUGGUCCCUCCGCCUCCGGAAAAGCAAGCCGUCGGCCGCUUUGACAGCGAGUUCGUCGAGACUCGCCGUCACGCGUUGGAGCGAAUGCUCAAUAGGAUUGCUGCACACCCCAUUUUACAUCAUGAUCCUGAUCUCAAGAUCUUCCUGGAAAGCGAGUCGUUCAACAUUGAUGUCAAAAACAAAGAGAAUAGGGAGCCAGAUUUGGGCCAGAACAAGGGCAUGUUCAGUUCACUAGGAAUCAACGUUGGCGGCUCCAGUGGCAAAUUCGUCGAGCACGAUGAUUGGUUCCACGAUCGCAAGAUCUAUCUCGACGCCCUGGAAAAUCAGCUCAGGUCGUUGUUGAAGGCCAUUGAUGCCGUCGUCGUCCAGCGGAAGGGCCUGGCAGAGGCGGCCGGCGAGUUUGCUGCGUCGCUGGGCAACCUGGCCCAGGUUGAACUGUCGCCCGUUUUUUCUGGACCUUUGCAAGGCCUUUCGGAUGUGCAAAUUCGAAUCCGCGAACUUUACGAAAGACAAGCCCAACAAGACGUUCUGACGUUGGGCAUUACGAUUGACGAAUAUAUUCGACUCAUUGGCAGUGUAAAGCAAGCGUUUUCGCAACGACAAAAGGCCUUCCAUUCCUGGCACGCUGCCGAGAGUGAAUUGUCCAAACGGAAAGCCGCUCAUGAGAAGCUUUUGCGGCAGGGAAAGACUCUACAAGACAAGCUGAACGAGGUCAGCGCUGGCGUCAGUGAUGCAGAAAAGCGCGCACACCAAGCGAGAUUACUGUUUGAGGACAUGGGCCGACUAAUGAGGGGAGAACUGGAAAGGUUUGAAAGGGAGAAAGUCGAAGACUUCAAGAGCGGCGUUGAGACAUUCCUGGAAGGUGCUGUCGAGGCACAGAAAGAGUUGAUCGAGCUGUGGGAGACGUUCCUCCUACAGAUGGACGCCGAGGAUGACGUGCCCAUCAAAGCACAACCGCUAUCGAGGGAAUCUGCCACCACAGACACCGCUCAAAACGCGACUCAGCCCGGUCAAGGUAUCGACGCUCCUUCUGCCACAGCAACAGAUGUGGCGUUGGAGCAAGACGCUUGA